Molecule: messenger RNA, 4595 nt
Organism: Megalobrama amblycephala (Wuchang bream)
Lineage: Eukaryota; Metazoa; Chordata; Actinopteri; Cypriniformes; Xenocyprididae
Gene: adrb2b
Product: adrenoceptor beta 2, surface b
Exons: 2
Coding region: 1315-2547 (410 amino acids)
Biological process (GO): adenylate cyclase-activating adrenergic receptor signaling pathway; negative regulation of smooth muscle contraction; norepinephrine-epinephrine-mediated vasodilation involved in regulation of systemic arterial blood pressure
Cellular component (GO): membrane
Molecular function (GO): beta2-adrenergic receptor activity; norepinephrine binding
Source: RefSeq, a predicted model, not a curated record
GUAUAAAGUAGAAGCAAUAUUACUGUAAAAAUAUGCAAUUGGAAGAAAUUGUAAUGCUUUAUUUGGCAGCUCCACCCUAUAUCAAAGGGGCUGUACCAAUAGAAGUCCUACCUUAAAAUUAAUUUGUCUCCUUAUUGGUUCCUCUAAAACAUGCAUGUGAAUUCGCUGGACCAGCUAUUGUGUUAUUUGAGUUUAAAAAGAUGAACAAUGAAAAAAAGUCUACUUGAAUAAUUAAAGGGAUUGUUCUCCCAAAAAAUGAAAUUACUCACCCUCAUGUCGUUUCACACCCGUAAGACCUUCAUUCAUAUUCGUAACACAAAUUAAGAUAUUUUUGAUGAAAUCCUAGAGGUUUUUUUAUCCACCAUAGAAAGCAACAUAAUUACCACAUUCAAGGUCCAGAAAAGUAUGACAUCGUAUGACAAGUUAACAUGACUACAGUGGUUCAACCUUAAUGUUAUGAAGUGGCAAGUAUUCUUUUCGUGAACAAAAAAAAGAAAGACUUUAAUUAACAAUUUCUUCUCUCCCCUGUCAGUCUCCAAUGCUGUUUAUGUAGUAUUAGUAGAUAGGAAGAUUUUUAAAAGCUAAUUUGAUGUUUACAGAAUUAAAUAACCAAAACCUCUAAUUCUGAGCAAUAAUAUAAAUAUUACAUUUGUCAAUAGUCUCCUGUCCUCAUUACUGAAACCCAGAAAACGUGAGGCAAAGUUUAACACUGAUGGAUAAAAAUAUUGAUCGUACACUGCUUAGUGACAAAACACAGUGGGAAUCUUCUCUAGGUACACAGAACAUCCAUAUCACAGCAGAGAUCAUUAAAAAAAGAACAAAACAAGAGUUUCUGUCUGUCAGUCUAUCAAUCAUAAAUAUAUUAAACGUAUUUUUGUUUUUUAUAACAUAUUGCCUUAAAUUUAAUAAAUAUAAUAAUAAUUCUGAAAGCAACAUUAAAUAGCUUCAUUUUCUGUUUCUCUGCUUCUCUUUACAAGUGCAGUGCUCUGCAGGGUAAGGAAGCUGUGCUCUGAUUGGCUGCUGACAAACUGUGACAUCAUCACUGGCUGCUAUAAGAGUCCAACUGAUAGUCAGGAGCACAUUUAGUGUGUUCAGCCGGGAGUGCUGUGAGCAUGUAAAUGAAACACAAUGACCGUGUAAUUAAGAGUGAAACAUAUUGCGCACACUCAAUGUGAGAACACUAUGUGAGACCAGAACACUUUCUAAGAGAAACACAAUUCAAAAGGAUUAUUUUUGGAUAUCUUACGGGAGUAUAUGAAGAGUGGAAUUAAGUUGGACGACUCUAAAACACUCUCCUGAUUUUAGUCAAAGCUCAUGGAGGGAGAGGAUACGCUGAGCACGGAGAACACCUCCCUGCCCAUGAAUGUUUCAGCCGGGCUGAACGACUCUUCUCCGGUGUCUUCACCUGGCUCAGACUAUAGUGAUGCAGAGGUGGUGUUAAUUAGCAUCUUAAUGGGGCUUCUGGUUCUGGGCAUCGUUUUUGGCAAUGUGCUGGUCAUCAGCGCCAUUGUACGAUUCCAGCGUUUGCAGACGGUCACCAACUACUUCAUCAGCUCCCUUGCCUGCGCCGAUCUGGUCAUGGGCCUCAUGGUGGUGCCCUUCGGCGCCUGCUACAUCCUUCUCAACACGUGGCACUUCGGAAACUUCUUCUGCGAGUUUUGGACAGCUACGGAUGUGUUAUGCGUGACCGCUAGCAUCGAGACGUUGUGCGUGAUCGCCCUGGACCGGUACGUGGCGAUCAUGUGGCCUCUACGCUAUCAGUCGAUGCUUACGAAGCGGAAGGCCUGCGGGGUGGUCCUUGGGGUGUGGGCGGUGGCCGCCCUUAUCUCUUUCUUGCCCAUCCACAUGGAGUGGUGGGUGUCAGAUGAACCUGAGGCAUUGCUCUGCUUGGAGAACCCCACCUGCUGCGACUUCAACACGAACGCCGCCUACGCCGUGACCUCCUCCAUCAUCUCCUUCUACAUCCCGCUGGUCAUCAUGGUAUUUGUGUACAGCCGGGUCUUCCAGGAGGCCCGUAGGCAGCUUCAGAAAAUCGAUCGCAUUGAGGGGCGCAUACGCACACAGAGCUUCAGCACCCAGGAGGGGAAUGAGGUGAAGAACCGGAGGACCAAGUUCUGCAUGAAGGACCACAAAGCUCUGAAGACCUUGGGGAUCAUCAUGGGAACCUUCACCCUCUGCUGGCUGCCGUUUUUCGUGCUUAACGUGGUGGCGGCCAUCUGGAAGAUGGACAACAUCAUGUUGCCUUUCAGGAUCUUGAACUGGAUCGGCUACGCCAACUCCGCCUUCAACCCCCUGAUCUACUGCAGGAGUCCUGAGUUUAGAAACGCCUUUCAGGAGAUCCUGUGCUGGAGAACUUCUCAUCUACCUUCCACAAGGAAUAACAAGGGAUAUAUCUACAGCGGCCACAGCUGGCAAGUCCACAAGAAGACCACCAGACAACGAGAGCCCUCGCCAGCUUGCGAAACCGAAAUGAGUGCUGACUGCUUGACUGCAGGCACCAAAAACACAAAUGGGAAUUGUAAUAAAGCUGUGAUGUCCAACUUUUAGCCAUUUUUGAACGUUUGGAUAUUCUCUUCAUAUUCCCUGGAGCACUGGAGAUAUUUCUGGUUGCAGCCACUUUUGUCUGUGACAAAACAUGGUUUUUAGAUGUUUUAGCCUUUGAAACAAGAAGGUCUGUUGUCAUAUUGUGAUACUUGUAUUGAGUCAGAACAAAUGGAAAUGAAGGAACUUCUGUUUUUGGAAGAAACAGGGUUUGAAAGCCAAGACAGUCUACCUCUGGAUUCCACUUACUACCUCGAGGCACUUUUCACGUCUCAACUGAAACCUGCAAGGAUAGUUAAUUCAUAAUUUAUUCAGAAAUGCCUCAACUUACAAACCGAGAGUGUAGAUUUGUAGUUGAUUGCAGAUCUUAAAGAGUGUCAGAGGGGUGUCUUAUAGCAGACAGACUUGUUACAUUCCGUUAAGAGCUUGGGCUUCUCCAGUCAGAGGAAAUAUAACCCUCUGAUGAGGGCCAACAGGUGCACAUUGCCGUCUGUGCUAUAACCAGCUGUUCUUGUCGAAAGGAAAAAGUAUAGGAGCCAAGCAGUUCUCUCCAACCCCAGCACUUCAACCUUCCCCCUGUUAACAUUUCCACUGGGAAAUCAUUUUAAGGUUACAGCUGAAGCUGUAUCUAUAAAGGGUCAUGUUUAUAAACGUAAGUACGCAUUUGUAGGCUGGGUGGCACAAUAAUGAUGAUAUAUUUAACACGUCAAUAUACGUCCAAUGAAGGUGCCAAUAAAUCUCAAUGCUUAACAGUAUUUAAAUGUUGAGAAUGUAAAUCUUGAUGCUAUAUCAGCAUCAUAAUUUCAGGAAUACAACUUCUGGCAUCUAAUAUAUGGGGGUAGGUUGUGUUUACAGAUUCCUGAACAAACAGUCCUUUGGGCACACAGCUCAAGCUCACCUGAUAUUGAUCUGAUGGUUGUUUAUUUCCAUCCGUUUAGUUUUAUAUAAUAGCCCGGGCAAUGCACUUGAUUAUGACAGAUACACUACUGGAAGAUAUCUGACAUUAAAAAAGCUGACAAAUGUACGUUUACGCAAUGGCCCAGUGUUGGUGUCAUUGACUCAUAUGCACAGACAGUGUUUUGCUCUUUGAGCCCCCUUCCUGUGUAUGUGCACACACACAAACACACGCGCACUCUGUAUAGACCUCGAUCCGAUCCCCGAUCAUUGUAGCACCAUAUUUAUUUUUUGCCAGGAAUAAAAACAAAGUUGUGAUGGAUAGAAGUACAGAGUGUUCAAAGAAUUGUAGUCUUAAUUAACAACUUGGUCAUUUUUAAUGAUGUGUCCAAAAAAAUUGGUAGAAAAAACAGUUUUGAAAGCUGUGAGUUUUGAAAAUUAUUAUCCAGAACCUAUAUGCAGUACAUGCUAUUGUAAAGACUGUAAAAUUAUUCUCACACAGCCUCAUUUUCAUCCACAUAAAAUUAAUUAUGGUGAGUUUACACGGACUAAGGUCUAUUCCAGGUCUAUUAAUAUGUUGUUAUGCUGUUAAUAUACACAGAUGUUUGAAAUACAAUGAAAUUAAUAAAAUAUUAAUAUAUAAAAUGAAUAUAAUAAAUAAAAUAGUAAUUAUAAAUUGUAGAAAUAUAUACAAGCAUGAAGUAUUUCAAAUAUCCAUCUAGGAUUGUUUUUGUGAAAUAUGUUCUUUGGGAUAAAAACUGAAAGCUUGAAUCUCUUUUAUUAUGUGAAGCAUUUAGGGUGUUUUGUUGUUGGUACUGUAGUAAAGAACACAUCAUGCUUCUCAUGUAAAGUAUUAGUCAAACAUCGUCUUAGGCACAUUUUGUAUGAAGUAUUUGCCACAUUGAUGGACAAAGCAGUAUGUGAAUGUAGCCUAAUGUGUUACUGUGUUUUGACAGCACAUUUCUCAAAUGGUAUCUGCUUAGUUUGUGUCAUUCCACGAAACAAAUAAUCUUGUUGGCCAAGUGCAAAUGUUUCCUCUAUGCUACUUUUACCACAAAAAGUGUUUUGUUUUAAGGUGUAUCAUUUUUGUUUAUUUAUUUUUGUAUGUCCAACCAGCUGCUUUAUGUACAAAGUGACAAAAUAAACAUGGUGGUUUGUAA